Molecule: messenger RNA, 3480 nt
Organism: Osmia lignaria (orchard mason bee)
Lineage: Eukaryota; Metazoa; Arthropoda; Insecta; Hymenoptera; Megachilidae
Source: RefSeq, a predicted model, not a curated record
AUGAGCGGAGAUAUGUUUGAAGGAAAAGAUUACCCAACCCAGUGGGCUCUAAAUCCUUCCGCUUACCAAAAUAUGAGUAAUGAUCAAGUUGAUUGGGCAGCAUUAGCUCAGCAGUGGAUCAAAAUGAAAGAAACUGUAGUGCCACCAGCACCACCUCCUCCUACUAUUAAUCCUGUGUGUGCUGGGACUGAUGGGAGCGGAGAAGCUCCUAUGGAUAUGGAUACAAAAGAGGAUGAUGUACCACCAGCACCACCUGCACCCACAAUUAGUGGUUCAGCUGAAGCUUGGAGUCAGUGGAAUCAGUGGGGCCAUUGGAAUACCUCAGGUUCUGGAGCAGGUACUUGGGAAUGGACUGGUGUACCUCCCCCUGGUGUUUCUAUAGGUUCUGAUGGGAAACCUAUGGGAAUUCCUACAGUACCUAUUGUCCCACCUGCUCCAACUAUAUCUACAACAUCUGAAUUUAAUGUACCACCUCCAGCAGCACCAUCAUUAUAUUCUUAUAAUUCAGUACCUCCAACACAACCUUAUAGUCAGGUGUCUAGUUAUUGGUCUGGAGAACCACCCACUGCAAUACCCCCUCAACCACCCCCUUUUAUGAAAGGAGUUAGACACACAAACAGAACAGCGCAUAUGAGGCCCAUUGACGCUGUAAGGUGUCGAGAAGAUCGUGAGAAAACGCCUGAAGAAGAUACAACUACAACUAUAGACGCGGCAAAACGUAGGCAAUUGCCAGCAUGGAUUAGGGAGGGUUUAGAAAAAAUGGAGAAAGAAAAGCAAAAAGCUGUUGAAAGGGAAAGGCAAGAGGUUCUGAGGAAACAGGAAAUAGAAGCUCGAAAACAAGCCGAAGACGAGGCUCGAGCAGUAUUGAAUCCUGCUAAAAGCAAAUUCGACUCUGAUUCUGAUAAGGAAACAGAGCAGGAUGCCGAUGAGGGAGCACGUAAUCAACAGGUCACCGAGAAAAAUUUCGAACGGACCCCGGACAUCCUUCUUCGACCACGGAAAUCACGGUUUCGCGAUGCGGAUUCACCAGAAGCGCACGGGCAUACAGAUAGAAGUCCAACCACUUCCAGUGUGACUAUACCCAUACCGAAGCGAACCAGAGAAGAGGUGCUGCAGGACGUGAUGUUAAAGGUUCGGAGAUCGCUUACGGAAAUUCUUCUGGAGGUAACAAACGAAGAAAUUGGUUCUAUAUGCAGAGAGGUUUGGAGCCGCGCACGUGCCAAAGUCCCUGCAGGAGAGACCCCCGUCGCAUCCCUCAACAACAUGGCCCCUCUUGCUCAGAUCACUCGUAAGCUUGGUCUGGGCAUCUAUGGCGACAGCAACAGCGAGUCUGAGGAGGAGCAGAACGAUCACGUCCAAGCUCAGAACAACGACAGCGACGAUGAGCUGAUAGAAACGGUGAAACGGCGUCAGCAAGCGUUCAAAAAGACGGAGGAGGAAAUCGAGGCGCGUCUGGCCGAGGAGGAUGAGAGAGAAGAGCAACGUUACGAGGAGCAGUAUAAUAAACAACAGGAAAAUCAUACUGGUAAUACAAGCUGCAAGGACUCAGUUGAUGAAAAAGAAACGGUAAAUAAUCAAAGAGAAGCGUCUGAAACUUUGUCGAGCGGCGGACAAAGUCCACAGCAUCAAAUAGCGCCGCCUGAUACGGCAAAGACCAAUACUCCAUCAGGGUCGGCCGAUUCCGAAUCUAGCUCGUCCGAGUCGAGCAGCUCUGACUCGAGUCGUAACUCGUCCAAGAAGAAAAGAUCGAGCAAAGCUCGUGAUCGUGAAUAUCGAAAGAGGAAAUCCAAAAGUAGAAGUAAAUCGAGAAGCAGAAAAUCACGGUCCCGUGGUUCGUCCGACCGUGGUGGCCGGAAACGCAAAUCAAGGUCUAGAUCGAUUAAGUCACGUAAAGAAUAUCGUUCAAGGUCUUCGAGCAAUUAUAGGUCGACGAAGAAGCACAGAUCGAGAUCUAGAAAUCGUAAACGUCGUAGAUCUCGCUCGAGAAGUUGUCGUAGAUCUAGAUCCAGUACCGCGACCAGGAAAUGGUCACGAUCGCGUUCCCGGGGAAAGAGGAAGUCUCGUUCUCCUUCUAGAAGUCGAAGAAGAAGUCGUUCCUAUUCAACUAGACGAAGUAAAUCUCGUGGCAGGGACAAAAGAAGAACACGAUCACGAUCAAGAGCCAGAGACAGAUCACGAUCACGAUCAAAAGGACGAAAACGUUCGCGUUCUUACGUUUCCAGGAGUAAGAGAAGGACUCGAUCUAGAUCUAGGGAUCAUAGAAAAUCACGAUCAAGAUCAAGGCAGUCGAAUCAUCGGGACGGUAAGAAAUCGUCGCAUCAUCGGUACAGGAAUUGAACCCUGAACCCAAACUUCUAGCCAAGGUUGUAUAUACAUAACAUAUAUAUUCAUUAAUUAAGUCACUUUUCAAAUUGUUCGUACGCACGGAACCAGUGUGAAGAAACGAAAUACUAUAUAUACAUUUUGUUCUUUAUAGAAAUACACAAAAGAGAAAGAGUAAACAUUACCGGAAGCACAGAUUUUUCAUUCUGAUCGUCCAUCUCUGAGAAUUUUCCAUCGUGCGAACAUUUUAGCGAUGUAGGUCUCGUUUCUUUCCAAUUAGCGUUCAUUCGCAAAAUAUAAAUAUAUAUAUAUAUAUAUAUAUAUAUACAAAUUAUGUAUAUAUAAUGUGUUAUCGUUAAUUGUAUAUUGGUCCAUAGAUCGUUUGUAAUUAAUUUCCAAUCAAUCAACUCAAGAUUCUUUUUCCUUUUUUAUCUAUAGAAUUACAUAUUUCUGCAUAGCUAAUCUCUUUUUUCUUUUCUGUUUCCGUUUUUACUUUCUCGAUGGCAUUACUUGAAUAACGAUGUAUCCGUUUUAUAUGAACGAUUGUUAGCAUGCAUUUCGAACGAUCGCGUUAGAAUAACUCGAACAUCCGUCUGAGAGAGAGAGAGAGAAUAAGAGCGCGUGUUUUUUUGAGUGAAAGAGAGACAGAGAGAAAGAACUGUGUCGAAUGUCGAUUAAUUAACUUUCCAUAAAGAAAAAACACCGAACCGUUGUUACAUCGUCGAAAAGCUCGUGUAAGAGAAACUGAUCAGGUACAAAUAAAUUGUCACACCUUUGAUCUUUGAGAAUUGCCCGCAUUCGAAAGCAUUUAGGAAUCGUGACAGUUUGGUUUUUCCUUGUUUUUUAAUCCAUCUCUUUCUUGAAUCCAGUUGAUUGUUCACAUUAAGUACGAACGAGUAGAUACGAAACUGUUACAAACCCUAAAACACAAACUCACACAGACACAUACAUAAACAAGUACGAAGAUUUACAUAAUUGAUUCGGUUUAUCAUGUAUUGAUACACGUUCGACAUACGUUUGAUAAAAAAGAGAAAAUACAAAACCGAUGAUUUUAAUGUAUUGUAAGUUCGGGCCUUACAUACAUAUUGCUAUGAUAAGUGUAACGAGUCAUUUUUAAAUGAAAUAAAUAAAAAAAAAAAAAAAAUGAAAAGUAAUAUA